Messenger RNA from Gadus chalcogrammus (walleye pollock), 3443 nucleotides. Its product is annotated as cytochrome P450 1B1-like. Bases 1049 to 2626 code for a protein of 525 amino acids. NCBI's taxonomy places the organism in Eukaryota, Metazoa, Chordata, Actinopteri, Gadiformes, Gadidae. The record is from RefSeq and is a predicted model, not a curated record. Gene Ontology annotation, molecular function: iron ion binding; heme binding; steroid 17-alpha-monooxygenase activity. The transcript has a single exon. Gene Ontology annotation, biological process: progesterone metabolic process; hormone biosynthetic process.
CCCUCCUGAAACCAUGGAUCAUUCGACUUCAGGCCCAGAGGAAUCGGCUGGCUUAUAAUCAGUUUUAAAGAAAUACAUUCAUUUCCUGAUAACGGUAUGAUUUGUUCACUUAAUAUAUGAAUGAGUGGACGUAUCUUGCUAUGAAAUUCAGCACUGCGUUCAAGAUAACUAGUAUUUUUAAGGGAAGUAUAUUAAAUAGUGUAUUAUCAUAUUUAUUAUUAUUAAUUGUCAAGCAAUUUAAUCGAUUUCUACGAUAUCCCAUUCAAUCCGACAGACUUUGACGGUACUUAUAUGGUUGCGUUGCCUAUAACAAUUAACGAUUACGUAAAAUCAUUCGAACGUAUCACAUUUUAAUGAAUCCAUCCCACCUUUAACACUAAAACACGAUAAAAAUAUUAAAAAGUUAUACAUCUAUCCAUAGAUCUAUCUAUAGAUCUAAAAAGGGACAAACCGUGCGCAAAAAGAUUUGCUCGACCACUUCCAGCACCCAUUGAGUCUCCUGUGGACACAUAACAGGUUGAACGGACUUUUUAAAGUAUCGAACGAUCAAUACUAGUCAUUCCUUAGAAAGUAACUCGAUGUAUCUUAAAUAAAACAUAUAAGCCGCAGACGAAGCUCGGCGAGGACAGCGCAGUCAAGCUGCGAUCUCUGGAGCCGUGCGCCUCAGUAGUAAUGCGCACGGGUCAGAGUGACUGGUACUCCGGGUCCACCACAAUGGGUGGAGUAUGAACGUUCCGCUGAGCCCUGCCCCCCAACAGCAAACAUAUAAGAAGCUGUAUUGGGGCACACCCAGACACUUAAGUCUUAAAUCUUCCGACAUCGCUGGCAACGCCGUGCUCCUGAAUUAUUAACAGACUUGUUAUUUUUUCUUGGAAAAUAGUCUUAUCAGUAUGGCCCAGAGAACAAUUUGUUUAAUCAAUAGUUUGGUCUUUUUCUCCACUGAUAUUUGUUCAACCCAAAGAAGAGUUCGAAUUUCUUCACCUCUCCACUAGUUAUCUUUUUUUUGUGGAAAGUUGAGCAAAAAAAAAGAAAAAAGGUAAAAAAUAGAAUGGCAAUGGACACUGAGUUUGGUUUGAGGGAAAGCAGCAUCAUCAAGGAAUGGAGUGGACAGGUCCAACCUGCUCUUGUCGCCACGCUGGUCUUCCUCUUCUGUCUGGAAGCCUGUCUGUGGGUCAGGAACCUCAGGCUCAAGAGAAGACUCCCAGGACCGUUUGCCUGGCCCGUGGUGGGCAACGCCAUGCAGCUGGGCCAGAUGCCCCACAUCACCUUCUCCCGGCUGGCUAAGAAAUACGGCAACGUGUACCAGAUACGCCUGGGAGGCAACGACAUCGUGGUUCUGAACGGAGACAAGGCGAUCCGGGAGGCUCUGAUUGAGCACAGCACUGUGUUCGCGGGCAGACCAAAUUUCAUCUCCUUCCAGAGGAUCUCCGGGGGCCGGAGCUUGACAUUCACCAAUUACAGCCGGCAGUGGAAAACACACAGGAGAAUUGCCCAAUCUACCAUCAGAGCCUUUUCCUCUGCCAACAGUGAGACCAAGUCGGCGUUUGAGCAGCAUGUGACAGCAGAGGCUCUGGACCUGGUGCAGAUGUUCCUGCGCCAGAGCUCAGACGGACGCUACUUUAAUCCAGCUCACGAGUUCACGGUAGCCGCCGCCAACGUGAUGUGCGCCUUGUGCUUCGGGAAGCGCUACGGACACGACGACAUUGAGUUCAGGAACCUGUUGAAGCGCCUGGACAAGUUCGGGGAGACGGUGGGGGCGGGUAGCCUGGUGGACGUCAUGCCCUGGCUCCAGUCCUUCCCCAACCCGGUGCGCAGCGGCUACGAGAACUUCAAGCACAUCAACGAAGAGUUCUACGCCUACGUGAAGGACAAGGUGCUGCAGCACCGGGACACGUACCGCGCCGGCGUGACCCGGGACAUGAGCGACGCCUUCAUCCGCGCCAUCGACCACGGCGAGGACAGCGGCCUGAGCGAGGAGUACGUGGAGGCCACGGUCACCGACCUGGUCGGCGCGGGCCAGGACACCGUGUCCACCCUGCUGCAGUGGAUCCUGCUGCUGCUGGUCAAGUACCCCGACGUCCAGGCCCGGCUGCAGGAGCUGGUAGACCAGGUGGUGGGGCGGCACCGGCUGCCCUCUCUGGAGGACCGGAGCCGCCUGGCCUACCUGGACGCCUUCAUCUACGAGACCAUGCGCUACACCAGCUUUGUGCCGCUCACCAUCCCCCACUCCACCACAGCUGACGUGACUGUGGACGGCCUCUACAUCCCCCGGGACACGGUGGUGUUCGUCAACCAGUCCUCCGUCAACCACGACCCGCUGCGGUGGACGGAACCCGGCGUGUUCCGGCCCUCGCGCUUCCUGGACGCCGACGGCGCCCUGGACCGGGACGCCACCAACGGGGUCAUGGUGUUCUCCACGGGGAAGAGGCGGUGCGUGGGCCAGCAGCUGGCCAAGGUGGAGGUGUUUGUGAUCACCGCCGUGCUGCUGCACCAGUGCACCUUCGAGAGGGACCCGUCCCGGCCCCUCACCUUGGACUGCUCCUACGGCCUCACGCUGAAGCCCCUGCCGUUUGGGGUCAGCGCCAGGCUGAGGGGGGACCCCCUGAGAGGGGGGUCACUGGCGUGAGGAGUCUGACCCCCCCCUCCCCAGCCCCCAUAAUGUCACCACUCAAAGACUGAACACUCCUCCACCGAUGGCAUUUAACAGUGAGUAUUAGUCAGGCUGCGCUGAACGCCGCCACUGCAUUAUGUUUCAUAUUUAAUAUUUAAUACAUUUAGAAGAACCAUGUUUCAAAUCACUUUUGAUCUUUGAGUUUUAACAUAUGAUUAUAAUGGGUCCGAUAAGGUCCAAGACAUUUAUGUACUGGUUCCCAAAUAUACGUAUAAUUUACUUGAUGAAAUCGGUACUGAAUUAUAACUGUUGGAUUUUAAGUUUCUUGCUUUUUGUAUAUCAACUAUUCAGCGUGUAUGAUAGUUGCAUGAAACAGUUACCGCCUGGAAUGUCAACAUCAACCAACAAAGCUGUAAACCGUGUGUUAAAUGUGCGUUUGAACGUUGCAAGAUGUUACUCGAAGAUAUAUUUACCUCUUCAAUGAAACGGUAGAAAAUAUAUCUAUGUAUUUAACCUCUGCUACAGAAAGGAAAUCUACAAUACACAAUCAAAUGUAUGUAGGCACAUCGUUCAGGUUUAAAAAUGAAAACAAUGCUAAGAACAAAUAAUGUAAUAAUUCUACUGUCUACUGUAUUACUUUGUUGCACAUUGAAUGUGUUGAAGGAAGGGAAAGGAGGGGCUGAGACACUGAACAAUGUGGAGGAAGUGUUUCAUAAUAUAGAUGCGGUCCAACAGUGCUGCUGCUGCUGCUCCUCCUGCAAGGUCUCAGGCGAAGGAGACCAAGGUUAUUACUAUAGUCUUGAGUUGCACAUGCAUACGUGCACUGUGGGGU